Molecule: messenger RNA, 807 nt
Organism: Acanthosepion pharaonis
Lineage: Eukaryota; Metazoa; Mollusca; Cephalopoda; Sepiida; Sepiidae
Source: the annotation of a GenBank genome assembly
AUGAUAAUCUAUGAAGUGAAUGCAUCAAGCAGAUGUCUGUUCCAUUGCUGCCUUGUCUUCCAGCCACUACCUCCUCACCUGCCAGAUUCAGAUGAAGAUGCUGAUGAACAAUUUGUUUUUCACAAAGGAGGGCCAGGUCAGCUGGAUUCAAAGUCCAAGUUAGACCGGGAGUGUUUAAGGCAAGCCAAAGAAACUUGGGAUCUGGUUUAUUCUUGGUAUGGCACUGAAAAAGACUGGAAAAUUGAGUGUGGCACAAAUCCCAUUGAUGGCUGUGUACGAGGCAAGAAGUCCAACGGAGGCUACAAAAUAUUCCUCUUGCAGGCUUAUUUGGAUAUAAAUCCACAUGAAUUGUGGGAGGAAUUGGUAUUCAAAGCUCCGGAAAUGCCCAAGUGGAACCCUACAGUGUUAGAAAGCAGGACAAUCCAUCCCCUGACAGACACGUGUGAUAUCUCUUAUUAUGUUGCUGCUGCGGGCGCCAAAGGUCUGGUGAAGAGUCGGGAUUUUGUUGUCGUUCGGAGAUGGGGUAAUCGACGAGGGAUUUACAUGUCAGUUGGAGUAAGCAUCACCUACCCAGGAAUGCCACCAGUGAAGAAACAUGUAAGAGGAGAAAAUGGCCCCGGUGGCGUACUGCUUGCUCCUCUUCCAGGAGAAUCAAAUAAAUGUGAAUUCACUUGGUAUUGCAAUACAAAUCUUAAGGGGAUGUUGCCUCAUAAAUUAGUUGACACAGCUAUGGGAGGAAUGCUGAUGGAUUACCUGAAAUAUUUGCGGUUUCGGGUUGAACAAAUCAACAAGCAACGUGGAAGAUGA